Messenger RNA from Drosophila bipectinata, 2077 nucleotides. RefSeq names its product Organic anion transporting polypeptide 58Db (gene Oatp58Db). NCBI's taxonomy places the organism in Eukaryota, Metazoa, Arthropoda, Insecta, Diptera, Drosophilidae. Gene Ontology annotation, cellular component: plasma membrane. Gene Ontology annotation, molecular function: protein binding. Gene Ontology annotation, biological process: sodium-independent organic anion transport; transmembrane transport. The record is from RefSeq and is a predicted model, not a curated record.
UGACAGCGUAGUAUCGUGAUGGCUAGCGAAGAGAAGGAUUCGGUUGAGGCCGCGUUCCUGAAGGAUGAAAAAGCUGAACAAAAUGUUUCAGAGCUGGAACAUUCAGAUACUUCCUGUGGGUUCUCUAUUUUCAAGGGACCCACACUGCAGAGAUAUGCCAAAACCCACACGUUUGUCAUUGUCUACGGAAUAGCUAGCUGUUUUAUGGCCAUGGCCUUUACUUACUAUACUGGAACCAUUACGACGCUGGAGAAACGAUUCAAUAUACCUACCAAAAUAUCUGGUUUCAUAACCGUCGGUAACGAUAUUAGCACGGUUUUCACCUCGGCCAUUUUGAGCUACUACGCCAGUCGAGGACACCGACCAAGAUGGGUGGCUCUGGGUCUUAUCAUUAUGGCCCUGUUUUGUGUUCUCAUGCUCUUGCCCCACGUAUUCUAUGGUCCCGGUGAGGAGGCUUUAAAAUGGACCAAGGAAUAUGGAGGCCAAGAGAGCCUUCUAAACCACACCACCAAGGAUGAGAAUUUGUGCUACGAAAAGGACUUCGACUGUGUACAGGACACUAGUGAUUAUAUGCCCAUCGUGAUGUUCUUUGUGGCGCAGUUUAUCGGAGGCAUUGGAUGCUCUCUCUACUAUGCCCCAGGAUUGGCCUACAUGGAUGAUAAUUCGGACAGGGCCAAGACUCCUGCCAUGUUAAGUUGGAGUGCUUUUAUACGAAUGCUGGGUCCUGCCAUGGGCUUCUCCGUGGUCUCCCUCUGCCUUCGCAUCUACAUAGAUCCCUUCAAGACACCUCUUAUCACUACCAAGGAUCCUCGCUGGAUGGGCGCCUGGUGGCUGGGCUGGAUCUUCCUUACAAUAAUACUGUUGAUAUCGGCAUUCUUUGUGGGUAUGUUUCCCAAGGAGAUGCCCAAGGCUAGAGUGAAGAGACUGAAGGCAGAAGGAGACGACAUAACACCGCUGGCUGAGCGCUCCUGGAGCGACAUGAUGCAGUCCCUCAAACGCCUGGCGGCCAACAAAGUUUAUGUUUACAACUCCCUGUCGUCGAUACUCUACAUUUUCGGCUACAUGCCCUACUGGAUAUUCACGCCGAAGUACAUGGAGAUUCAGUACAGGCAGUCGGCUUCCCUGGCGAACAUGGCGACAGGAACUUGGGCUCUGGGAUUCUCUGCCGCUGGCGUUCUUAUCUCCGGAUACGUCAUAACCAAGUACAAGCCGAGUGCACGCGCCAUGGCUGCCUGGAAUUUUGUGGUCGACUAUCUGACAGUGGCUGGGAUUAUCCUCUAUGUCCUUAUUGGCUGCGAAGAAGGCGACAGGGCCAAUUCGCUGUCCAUUCUCCCGCUCACGGAUGACUGCAGCGCAUCCUGUGACUGCGAAUACGUCCACUAUGCUCCAGUCUGUAGUCCGGACAAUAUUACCUUCAUCUCCCCCUGCCAUGCGGGCUGCACCGAUAGGGGAGUGGAUGAGCAGGGAAGGAUCAUCUUCACCGGCUGCCAGUGCAUGGGCAACUCUUUGGGUCUCUCUGCCACGAUGAAUGCAACAGCUCCGUCGCUCAUAGCCUUGGAUGAAGCUUGUCCGGUGGAUUGCUUCAACCAGUUCCUCAUCUUCCUGGCGGUCAUGUGCUUCCUUAAGUUCGUCGGAGCUACGGCUCGGUCCAGUAAUCUUCUCCUGGGUCUUCGCUGCGUCCCCAGAGAGGACAAAACCUUUUCCAUGGGCUUCAACGGUAUGGUGUUAUCCAUUCUAGCCUUUAUUCCCAGUCCUAUUGUUUUUGGCUGGAUGUGGGAUAGCUAUUGCCUGGUUUGGGGAAAGACUUGUGGCUCCAAAGGUAACUGUUGGAUCUACGAUACCAAAUCUCUUAGAUAUUCCAUGAACGUGGCGUGUGCCUCCCUCAUCUUCGUGGGCAGCUUUUUGAACAUCGGGGUGUGGUAUUAUGCCAAAGAUAUGCAAGUGUUUGAUGACGAUGAGAAAAAACCGGAGAAUAAACAAAAUGAGGUGAUGGAACUGAAGGAGCACAACAUUGAUAAUGAUAAGAAAUUAGAAUCCGGACAAUAAAGGUUUAUUGCCAGCAUUUUUGGCAGCUAAA